AUGUCAGGAAGAGCAAUCUCUUUGCUGCAUUCGGGCGAUAGGAUAGGCGAAGGCGAGUGCGACCUUGUUCUGGACUUCCUGCCACCGAAUCUUGCUACCUUGGCAUUCGAACAAGUGCGUCAGGAAGUCCGAUGGCACACGAUGUCGCACAGAGGUGGUGAGGUUCCACGACUUGUCGCCGUCCAAGGUCAGGUCGAUGACGAUGGCAGCUAUCCCAUCUAUCGCCAUCCUGCAGACGAGUCACCCCCUCUUCUAUCGUUCUCUCCCGUAGUUGAGCGUAUCCGGCAGCACGUACAGGAUGUGCUGCAACAGCCCGUCAAUCAUGUCCUCAUCCAGCACUACCGGAGCGGCGCCGACUUCAUUUCGGAGCAUUCUGACAAGACGAUCGACGUGGUGCGUGGCUCGCGUAUCGUCAACGUAAGCCUCGGUGCGCAGCGCACGAUGACCCUGCGAACAAAGAAGGACAAUCUGUACUCGGAUAAUAAGAGUCGUGCUGUGCAGCGCAUCCCACUACCCCACAACUCGAUGUUCGUGAUGGGACUCAACACAAACAUGUGCUGGUUACACGCGAUUCGUCACGAUAAACGACCUCAGCAAGAGAAGACGGAAGCAGAGCGUUUCGCAAAUGGAGAACGCAUCAGCCUGACGUUCCGCCACAUCGGCACGUUUCUGACACCUGGGGAAAAGCUGAUCUAUGGGCAGGGUGCAAGGGGAAAGACUCGGAGCGAGGCGCACCCCGUCGUUCUUGGUGGCGUUGAGGCACAGAAGCUUCUCGAGGCGUUUGGGCUGGAAAAUCAUUCAAGUGACUUCGAUUGGGGAACUACGUAUAGCGAAGGCUCUGAUGUGCUGCAUUUCAAGUUGCUUGAGGAUUCUUGCAAUCACAACGGAUGA
Molecule: messenger RNA, 891 nt
Organism: Postia placenta MAD-698-R-SB12
Lineage: Eukaryota; Fungi; Basidiomycota; Agaricomycetes; Polyporales; Adustoporiaceae
Exons: 3
Coding region: 1-891 (296 amino acids)
Biological process (GO): DNA repair; DNA alkylation repair
Cellular component (GO): nucleus
Molecular function (GO): dioxygenase activity
Source: RefSeq, a predicted model, not a curated record